AACAAAGACUACAAAAAGUUUUUCUGGCAAAUUUUCUAUAAAUAUAAAUUUAUCCGCGUCGUUUGCACAUGUGAUGAUCCUUUUACGUUAAAAUUAUUCCCUAAUUUUUUGAGGCCCCAAAACCCUCUCCUUUUGCAAUUUGAUCCUCCCGCAAUCAAAAUUCGUGAACUACAAUCAACAUUUAGCUCAGCUGUGGGCUAUGUCUUCGUUUAAUUGAAUUUCUGUCUUCCUGAAUUGAGAUUUCUCAUAGUUUUUGUCCGUGAACUGAAAAUACCUAGCUCGUAGUUGUUCGAAUUCAUGUUUUCGAAUCGAUUAUGUUUUUAUCUGUGUAAGGGCGGCGGAAGUGAACUCGAUUCUUCGUCCCAUUGGUGUUUUGCUUAUUGGGUUCUUGUAAUUUAAUGAUUUUGCAAUCGAAUUCAAAUACUACACCCCUUUGCUGUGAUUUUUCCCAGAAAAAGCUGUUGGCUUUUUCUUCAACAUCUCUCCGUCCCCCUUGCAGCUUCUUCUCCUGUAGUGAUAAUAAUAGCUGCUAUCAUGACCAUUAUCGACGCAGAAACAUCAUAAUCCCGAAAAAAAGGAUAAUAAAAAAUGUGAGAUGGGCAAUCCUCCAGGUUCAAGCUUGCAUCAAUGGUGGGAAUACCCAAUCCCACUUCAAAAUAGAUCCCAAUAACUUGGCUACCAGACGGGGAGCAAAAAACAUAGUCUUGAAGCGAUUUUCCGGUGAUGAAUUCGAUGACAGUUCAUCCAAUGAAGCUACAGGUAGUAGUGGUAGUAAUACAAAUGGUAAUUAUUACAGUUCCAGUUUUGCAGAAGACCCCAUUGUAGAUAAGCUGAGAACUCAGCUGGGGGUGAUACAUCCAAUCCCAACUCCUCCUCAGAUAAACCGCAACAUUGUUGGCCUUUUUGCUUUCUUCUUUUUCAUAGGGGUUGUUUUCGACAAGCUAUGGACCUCUCGGAAGAGGAACACGAAUAUAACCAGUAAGCCUGGGAGUUGGCCACAGGUGCCUGCCAACCUGUCCAUGUUUCUUGAGAAGGAUUUGCAGAGGAAAGAGUCUGUAGAGUGGGUGAACAUGGUGCUGGGGAAGCUAUGGAAGGUCUACAGAGCUGGAAUUGAGAAUUGGAUCAUUGGCUUGCUGCAGCCAGUCAUUGACGAUCUCAAGAAGCCAGAUUAUGUGCAGAGGGUGGAGAUUAAGCAGUUUUCUCUUGGGGAUGAGCCCUUGUCCGUCAGGAGUGUUGAGCGUCGAACUUCUAGGCGGAUCAACGAUUUACAGUACCAGAUAGGCCUCCGCUACACUGGUGGUGCAAGAAUGCUUUUAAUGCUGUCACUCAAAUUCAGCAUUCUUCCCAUCGUCGUGCCAGUGGGUGUGCGAGACUUUGACAUUGAUGGAGAACUGUGGGUCAAGUUACGAUUAAUUCCAUCAGAACCGUGGGUGGGAGCUCUUUCCUGGGCAUUUGUUUCUCUUCCAAAGACAACAUUCGAAUUGUCACCAUUUCGCUUAUUCAAUCUAAUGGCAAUUCCUGUCCUGUCAAAGUUCUUGACGAAACUUCUUACUGAGGAUUUACCUCGGUUAUUUGUGCGCCCAAACAAGAUUGUUCUAGAUUUUCAGAAGGGAAAAGCUGUUGGACCUAUUCCAACUGAUUUGAGAUCUGGAGAAAUUCAAGAGGGAAAUACCGACUUUGCUGGAGAAUUGUCAGUGACUCUUCUAGAUGCAAGGAAACUCACUUAUAUUUUCUAUGGCAAAACAGAUCCUUAUGUUGUUCUAAGAUUGGGAGAUCAAGUAAUACGUAGUAAAAGGAACAGCCAAACUACUGUCAUCGGGCCUCCUGGUGAGCCAAUCUGGAAUCAGGAUUUUCACAUGUUAGUUGCCAACCCUAGGAAAGAAAAAUUAUACAUUGAAGUAAAGGAUUCUCUUGGAUUUGCAGAUUUGACUGUCGGUACCGGUGAGGUUGACCUUGGAUCUCUGAAAGAUACUGUUCCAACAGACAGGAUUGUGGUACUACGAGGAGGGUGGACCCUGUUUGGAAAAGGUACUGCUGGAGAAAUCCUACUGCGGUUGACAUAUAAAGCAUAUGUGGAGGACGAAGAGGAUGAAAGAACUGAAAAAAGAACUGUGGAUACGGAUGCUUCAGAUGAUGAGUUUUCUGAUGAAUCAGAUGCUUCAACAUCUGAGCAGAGUGGGAAGGAUUACUCGAUUGGAACAGAUGCAGAAUCUUUCAUGGAUGUUCUAGCAGCUUUAAUUGUAAGUGAAGAAUUCCGAGGGAUAGUGACAUCAGAAACAGUGAAUACCAAGUCUCCAGAUGCAGGCGCUAAUACUGAAACAGCACCGAAAUUGACUUCUGGAUCCGGCCAGGAAGUUUCAAAAAGUAAUUCUGGUAGUUCUAGAGGGUCGGCCUUAUUUUGGCUUGCUGUGAUUACAAGUAUCUCAUUCCUUAUAGCUAUGAACAUGGGAGGCUCUGGUUUAUUCAAUCCUUGAUGUGAUAUAGGUCAUGUGAAAUUGCUAAAGAGGAUAGGCAAGAUUGCAGCUUGAUUAUCUUGAAGAGUGGCACGAGUUGAGUGCUAAUUCCUUCUAAUUAAACUCCCCAUAUAACUGGAAAGGAAAAUGGAGAAACAGAGAAGAACUAUCCACUGCUUUUUCCUUAAUAGAUUAAUGAAUUUAGGCAGAGAAAUUGUUGCCCCGGCAAAUUUUGGGCACUUUUUUAUACCUAUCAUGGAUUGCUUUGUAUCAUAAAUUUAGCCCCUGUUUGGGCUUCAUUUUAAUUGAAUGCAUUUUUUUAUUCUUCA
Molecule: messenger RNA, 2782 nt
Organism: Olea europaea var. sylvestris
Lineage: Eukaryota; Viridiplantae; Streptophyta; Magnoliopsida; Lamiales; Oleaceae
Product: tricalbin-3-like
Exons: 9
Coding region: 399-2474 (691 amino acids)
Molecular function (GO): lipid binding
Source: RefSeq, a predicted model, not a curated record